This is a messenger RNA of Daktulosphaira vitifoliae (grape phylloxera), 1143 nucleotides long. RefSeq lists its product as uncharacterized. The transcript is spliced from 2 exons. The record is from RefSeq and is a predicted model, not a curated record. Lineage: Eukaryota; Metazoa; Arthropoda; Insecta; Hemiptera; Phylloxeridae. The coding region runs from base 28 to 1041 and encodes 337 amino acids.
CAGACAUUAUAUAAGGAAUAAAACUUUAUGUUUCUUGGUUAUUCUUAUGUCUUUUGUGUCUUGAAACUUGUGUCUGGUAUGAAGAGUUCGACGCUGCUAGUAUUUGCAGCCACGUGCUUUUUUGGGUUAUUUGAGUAUUCCCAUGGCACUUGUCAAAAAGUUCAACCACUGGCCACUUUAUUUUCUACGUUAUGCUCUUCAUCUACUUUAAACACAUUGCCCCCGACUGCGAUCGAGAGCAUAGUAAACACCUUAUCCACUACACCACAACUCUAUGAAACAUUAUCAUCUGACACACUUUUAGCUUUACUGAAUGCUAUAACUUCUUCACCAACUGUACUGAGCCAAACACAGCCAACAGCGUUACUAACAUUACUAACCGCUAUAUCUAAUACUUGCCCAACUGCAAUCCGAUCACUUCCACAAUCUGUUUUACACCCAUUACUCAAUACACUCUCUUCAGCAGGGUUACUUCCAAAAUUUAACAGUCAUGAAACAGCACCCACAUAUGUUGCUAACUUUCCUCCACUUCCACCACCACCACCACAAAUUAUUGUGCCUGGUCCACCUCCUGGUCCUAUUGUCAUAAACUUACCGAAAAAAUCACAAAGACCCCGUCCUGUAAUUAUACCAUCUGGACCACCGCCAUCAAUUGUAGUGUCGAUACCUGAUCUUAGCCCUGCACCUCCCCCAGUUAUUUUACCUCAACGGAACCCCGGUCCAAUAGUGAUAAAUGAAAACUCAAUGAAUGUGGAAACUCAGCCAAUUGUGGUGCCAGCCCCUGAACCACCUUCCAUAUACUUCACCACACACUCAGCUAAUUCUUCUCAAGGAUUCUACAAUCCAGCAACUGGUGAACGUUAUCCUCAGUACUAUUUUCAAUCAAAUCCACAAACUCCCAAAGUUUAUUUAACCACAUUACCACCUGGUGUUGCACCACCGCAAUGUUUAUCAUCACCACCGUCAUCACUGCCAUCUGAAGUUCCAAUCCAGUCUUCUUUUUGUGAUUGCAAUCAGAUAAUUCCCAAAACAUCUUGUUAAUUAUGUUCCUAAAUUGUCUUAUGUUUUUUUGUUUGUAAGAUAGUUCAUUUUGUGUAUUAUACUCCUAAUAAAUUAAAUAAUUAAUUUAUUUGUGAAAACUAA